AAUAAAAGGCAAAAUAAAGCACUUCAUGUGGAAGUGUUACUCUGGCAUACUUCCUGUUAGCUGCAAUUUGAAAAGCAAAGGCAUUCAGUUAGAUGAAAUUUGCAAGACCUGUGGUGAAGCUCCAGAAACAAUUGAACAUCUCUUCUUUCAUUGUUCUAAAUCUAUGCAAAUUUGGACCUUGGCACCUGUCACUUGGGAAGGGUUACAGGAAGAUACUCAAAACUUCAGAGGAUGGUGGAACAAAUUGUGUACUAUGAAGGCUAGCAGAAUGUCUGAUUCUAGAAUUGAAAUGACAGCUCAUAUCCUUUGGUGGAUUUGGAAGGAUAGGAACUGGUGGGUAUUCCAACAAUUGAAGAGAUCAGCAAAGGAAGUGGUUUUGUUAAUAACACUAUUAAAUUUUAUUCUUCAUCUUUCUUAUCUUAAUUACUCUGAUUCAAUUUUUCUUUCUUUGAUUCUGCGUUUCUCACUUCACAACACACACACACACACUUCCCGUCCGAUUGUGCGGUGUCGUGCAACCAUGGAUGCGGCCAAAUCGCCACCGUCGUACUCGCUCAGGUCGAAGAAAGAGCCGUAUUUACCCACCCUGCAGUCGGAUCUGAAGUCGCGGAGGGCUUCCAAGGCCGACCCGAAUCCAUUGGGGGUGAAAACAUCCGGGAAGCCGACGGAUCCCUCGAGGCGGCUGCGCAAUCGUUGCACGGUAUCAAAGAAAUCGAGGAGGCGGACAUGGAGCUUCGGGUACGCAGAUCCGAUCCAUCUGAAGAGAUUGGGCAUGUGGUUGAAUCUAAUGAUCCGUAAAAGCUAUUUCAAUAUAUUAAAUACAAAUAAAUUGAAAUCGAGAAAAACUACCUGGAUUGGAAUCUUUGUGAAAGGAUCAAGAUUCCCUGUUGCUAUACCUUUCGCCACAAGCUGGGACAAUGAUGUGGUGCUUGUUAAGGUAUCACCAAGAAAGCACAAUGUACUUGCCAUGUUUUUUGUUGAGAUUACUUCUGCAAUAUUUGUCUGUUUGUUCUACAGGCAGUGCUUACCGGGUUCCCUUUCUCCGAAAAAGGCCGCGGGCAAAAUCGUACUUUGUUUCUCGGGAAAUGGAAGCCGAGCAGGCAAAGGCGCGGAGGUGAAGAGAGCCAGAGGAGCAGGCCUCAUCUUAGCAGAUAGUGAAACGUAUGGUAGUUUGUUUCUAGCCGAGGCACACCUUCUUCCCGCCACUAGCGUCACUUAUAAAGACGCUCUCAAAAUCUACGAAUACAUUCAAUCCACAAAGAAUCCAACGGCAAGGAUCGUGCCAGCUAAGACGAGAAUUCCCGCCAAACCAGCUCCUUUCAUGACUGCUUUCACCAGUAGAGGUCCCAACCCAAUUUUCCCCUAUAUUCUAAAGCCAGAUAUCACGGCUCCAGGGCUUAACAUAUUGGCAGCAUGGAGUGAAGUUUCCGGCCCUACAUAUUUUGUCGACGAUCAUCGUUUCGUAAAGUACAAUAUUUUGUCGGGCACAUCAAUGUCCACACCACACGUGGCGGGUGCAUUGGCUCUUCUCAAGGCCAUUCACCCCGACUGGAGUAGCGCCGCCUUACGAUCCGCCCUCAUGACCACCGCCGACUUGAUCGACAAUGAGGGCAAUCCAAUUACCGAUGCAUAUGGCAAACCUGCCGACCCGUUCCAAUACGGGUCGGGCCACUUCAACCCGACAAAAGCAGCAGACCCGGGACUCAUCUACAACGCUUCAUACACGGACUAUCUUCUCUUCCUAUGCAGCAUUGGAGUUCACAAUCUUAGUUUUACUAAAUGCCCGAAAAACCCGCCCCAUCCUUUUAAUCUCAACUACCCGUCUCUGGCUAUACCCAAUUUGAACGGCACGGUUACCGUAGUUAGGACCGUCACCAAUGUGGGGUGCCGUGGGCCGGGAGUCUACAUCGCCAGCAUCCAACCUCCACCAGGAAUCUUUGUGAAAAUACGGCCUUCUAUACUCAACUUUAGUCGAGCCGGUGAGAAAAAAAGUUUCACCAUCACGAUAAAAACCGAGGGUGGAUUUACGGGCACGAUCGAGAAAGGAGAGUAUUCGUUCGGAUGGUACAAGUGGUCGGGCGAUAUUCAUGUUGUCCAAAGCCCUAUGGCUGUUUCAAUACUGUAG
Striga hermonthica is the source of this 2125-nucleotide messenger RNA. The record is from the annotation of a GenBank genome assembly. Lineage: Eukaryota; Viridiplantae; Streptophyta; Magnoliopsida; Lamiales; Orobanchaceae.